This is a messenger RNA of Mobula hypostoma (lesser devil ray), 2887 nucleotides long. RefSeq names its product G protein-coupled receptor 183a (gene gpr183a). The record is from RefSeq and is a predicted model, not a curated record. Gene Ontology annotation, cellular component: membrane. Gene Ontology annotation, molecular function: G protein-coupled receptor activity; oxysterol binding. The transcript is spliced from 2 exons. NCBI's taxonomy places the organism in Eukaryota, Metazoa, Chordata, Chondrichthyes, Myliobatiformes, Myliobatidae. The coding region runs from base 281 to 1357 and encodes 358 amino acids. Gene Ontology annotation, biological process: G protein-coupled receptor signaling pathway.
GUUUCACUUCUCAGAGAGAUGGACAAGAGCAGAUCAUACUUGUAGAGCAGGCUAAACCACAAGAAACAGAGUAAUUAAGGUUUAGCUUGCAUUUUUAAAACCUAACGCAUCAGAUCUACAUUUAUCUAAUGUACCACAGAUUUGUUUAGCGCUGGCGAUUUAAAAUCAGGUACAACAUUACAAGAUCAGCGGUUUGGUCCAGCUGGGGAAGGCAAUUACGGGCAUUCAUUGUAACUGUGGGAGUUCAGAUUCCAAGGAACCAGUGGGAGUGAUUCUGACCAUGAAUCAUUCAAUGGCGUAUAACAACAGUUCUGCAAAUGAAACCGAUAAAGAAUGUGAUCUGUAUGCUCACCGCAAUACAGCCAGAAUCCUUCUACCUUUGGUCUACUCCAUCAUAUGUAUUGUUGGCAUCUUUGGAAAUAUCCUAGCCAUAAUGGCCAUAAAAAGAAAACAGAAAAAAGUUAAUUCGACUACACUUUAUUCCAUGAAUCUGGUGAUCUCAGACAUUCUCUUUGCAGUUGUUUUACCUGCACGGAUAGUGUACUACGCACGUGGAUUUAACUGGCAGAUGGGUGAAGCACUUUGUAGAAUAACUGCACUCAUUUGUUACAGCAACAUAUAUGCUAGUGUAAGCUUCAUGACCUGUCUAAGCUUGGAUCGGUUCAUUGCUGUUAUAUAUCCAUUCCGCUAUUCAAAGUUCAGAAACAUCUACAACGUGAAAAAGAUCUGCAUAGGCAUCUGGAUCAUUAUACUCUGCCAAACAGUGCCACUGCUAAUAGUACAAAUGUCUAAAGAAGUUCAAGGCAAAUUCAUAACAUGCAUGGAAUAUCCAAACUUUGAAGAUUUGCCAAAUCUUCCAGAAAUGCUUCUUGCUGCUUGUGUUGUGGGUUACAUUCUACCUAUGUUCUUUAUGCUGUUUAGUUAUUCUAAAGUCAGUUCAAAACUUGUCAGAACAGCAAAACAGAACCCUUUAACUGAAAAAUCAGGGCGAAAUAAAAAAGCCAACAACGUUAUCCUACUUGUCCUUUUUGUGUUCUUCAUAAGUUUCACCCCGUACCACGUAGCCAUUAUGCAGCACAUGGUCAAAAAGUUGCUAUACACACCAACGUGCCAGGAGCAACAGCAGUUUCAAAUGGCUCUCCAUCUGACUGUUUCCAUAAUGAACUUCAACUGCUGCCUGGACCCUUUCAUAUACUUUUUCGCCUGCAAGGGCUACAGAAACAUUGUCUUCAAGAUGAUCAAGCGGCCAGUUAGUGUGUCCAUUUCAAGUGGAGUUAAGUCUGCAGUAGACAACUGCUCACCUACCACAGGGAAUCACUUUCACACAGGAGGGACAGCUUCUGAUGCCAAUUUAUAGACAAUCUGCCUGAAACUACUGGAAAAGUCCAAACAAAUCAACCACCGUAAUUAAAUUGAUAACCAGAUCAAGACCUCAGGAUAUGUAUGACCUGAUUACCACUUCCAGGAAAACACAUUCACUCCCACCACCGCCCACGCACCCUAGCUGCAAUGUGUACUAUCCGUAAGGUGAACUGCAACAACUCAUCAAGGUCCUUUCGACAGCAUUUUCUUGAUCUUGCAAUCUCUGCCACUCCAUCCAAAGAUGAACAACAGGAGCAGGCACAUUAGAAAAGCAGUAGUUUUAAGUAUUAUUUGGAAAUAUGUCUGCUGAAUCUGCAAUAUCAUUGGAACUUACUGCCCAGCAGCACUUCACUGGGUGGACUGCAGUGGUACAAGACUGUUCAACAAGUAGUACUGCACAACAGACAUUGACUUUGAUUUUAAUAAUAACUAUAGAUGAACGAAAAUAAAUGAGGUGGUUCUGUAUAUAUAUUGUUUAUAAAUGCAUUUUAAUCAUUUUAAUUUAUAUUUGUAGAUUUCUUCUUUCCUUGAAAUUUUGUUGCAUAAAAUAACCUAAAGGAGGAAUGUCAAUCACUUUCCAUUUGUCUGCUCAACGAGAUGGAGCUCUCUGGUAAUUCAGAGCUCAUAAUGGUGCGGGAUUUAUUCAUUUUCACUGGAAUUACAUGAUAACUCUUGCUCUAAUGUACUUUUUCAUUCAAUAUAAUAUAGCAGCCCCAAUAAACUUGCCCAUCUAAAUGAACCCCAGGAAAACACUGCUGGAACUUUCAUCUUUUAUUGUGAAACUUCACUACUCCAAUGUACCUUUGGUGAUUCUUUAGACUGCAGUAAACCUGUCUGAACUUGCGAAGAGCCCCAUUUACCCGUUGUCUCUGGGAUUAAGGAUUAACACUGGCCUACUAGUAUUGAUUCUUAAUCUUACCAGUUUUAUUUUUGCAUAGUUAUUCCUCUGUUCUAGCCCUUCAAUGAUCUUGGCUUUUCUUACCUUAGUAAGAAGCUCAAAAACGUUCCCUCAAUACUAUUCUUCCAAGAUCUCUAUGCCCUUUCAAUUCUGGCCCCUUAUGCUCUGUAACAGAAAACCUUCCUUUCAGUGCCCAAAGCUUAAAGCUCUGAAGUUCUGUCCAAAACUCCACUUGAUUUUCUAUAUUACUCUCCUUCUAAGACACUGCUUUAAAGCUACCUCUUUGACUAAACUUUAGUCAUCUUCCGUACUGUCUCCAUAUGUGGCUUCAGCACAGGUUUAUGAUGUGCCCUAGUUCAUGAUGUUAUAAUAAAGAUACUAUUUAAAUACAACUGUUGGAUAAUAUGAGCUUCAAGUAACUCUUUUUAAAUGCAUUUGCUUCAGCCUUGUGCAGAUUAGACUAAGUUCCUGAAUGGCAUUGCUAACCUGUAAUUUUCUACUGCAACUCUGUGCAAUGUUAAUAACACUUGUUCAACACCAGGUCCACAAUAGUCUUAAGAUAAUUACUGAAAAAAUAGAAAUAAAGACCUCCAUUUCUGUGGUGCCAUUCCACAAUCUUUGCAUGUC